UCCCCGGGCCUUGAUCCUAGUGCCGGACUCUCCGCCGUCGCCGACGGCAGCGGCGGCCUUUCCGGUGCUGGAGCCGCGCCUGGUGCGGAUGGGGCCUGCAUCGGCGCCCGCGACCCGCACGGCGGAGACCAAGACCCGUGCGGCGGCACCCGAGGCCCGUGCGACGGCGCCUGAGGCCCGCGUAGCGGCUCAGCCGAGCCCCCAGCGGAAGAGGCGGCGGGAGGAGUCCGGACCAACGGCGCCGGACCCGGACAUCAGGCUCCCAGCGGCCAAAUGGCGGUAUCGGCCGGCCGUAGGCGCUGCUGCGACGGAGAGAGAACAGGCGCCGGGGCCAGAGCCGAGCCCGCCCGCUGCGACGACGGAGGCCGGCACAGGAACGGCGGAGGCGCCAAUUGACGUGGCGGCCCCUGGGAGAGAGGCGGAGGCGGCGGCCGAGAGAAGGGCACCGACGGAACCUACCCCGGGCGCGGAGAGCCCGGGGCGGAUAACGGUGGAGGCGGAUGUUCUGCCGGGGCCGGCGGACAGGGCGGCCGAUGCAGGAAUGCGGCCGCCGUCCGAGACCUUGGCUCCGGCGGAGCCUACCCCCGGCAGGCAGAGCCCGGGGCGGAUGGCGGUGCAAGGCCCUGCGGAGAGCUCGGCCCCCCUGGAGGCACUCUGCGGAGAAGCCUGGGCCCCACCGGUGCCCGGCCAGCCCGCCGAUCCUUUCCUGGCCGCCAUCGAAGGCGUCCAAGUAGCGGUUGGGCGGCUGGGUGCAGUGGUGGACGCCAAGGCGGAGGAGCUCGAGCUGUCGGCCUUCCGGCCCAUCGAUCCGGGAGGGAUGUGCUUCCGAGUUCAGGUGUCGGGAACUUAA
Messenger RNA from Phragmites australis (common reed), 850 nucleotides. RefSeq names its product vegetative cell wall protein gp1-like. The transcript is spliced from 3 exons. The coding region runs from base 89 to 850 and encodes 253 amino acids. The record is from RefSeq and is a predicted model, not a curated record. NCBI's taxonomy places the organism in Eukaryota, Viridiplantae, Streptophyta, Magnoliopsida, Poales, Poaceae.